Nasonia vitripennis (jewel wasp) is the source of this 7419-nucleotide messenger RNA. RefSeq names its product PRP8 pre-mRNA processing factor 8 homolog (gene Prp8). The transcript is spliced from 19 exons. Gene Ontology annotation, biological process: mRNA splicing, via spliceosome; spliceosomal tri-snRNP complex assembly. Gene Ontology annotation, cellular component: catalytic step 2 spliceosome; U5 snRNP. Lineage: Eukaryota; Metazoa; Arthropoda; Insecta; Hymenoptera; Pteromalidae. The coding region runs from base 1 to 7143 and encodes 2380 amino acids. Gene Ontology annotation, molecular function: U6 snRNA binding; metallopeptidase activity; protein binding. The record is from RefSeq and is a predicted model, not a curated record.
AUGUCUAUACCACCCUAUUUACUGGGCCCAAAUCCUUGGGCCCAGAUGAUGGCACAACAGCAAGCGCAUGCUCAGCUAGCUGCUGCGCAAGCUGCUCAUGCUCAAGCAGCAGCAGCAGCGCAGGCUCAAGCAGCACAUCAUGCUCACAUGCAAGCUAUGAGUGGAGGAGGACCUCCAUUGCCUCAACCACCUAAACAGCCUGAAACGGCAAUAUCUGAAGAAAAGAUGCAGGAAAAGGCCCAAAAAUGGCAACAACUACAAUCAAAACGUUUUGCUGAGAAACGAAAGUUUGGGUUUGUUGAUGCUCAAAAGGAGGACAUGCCACCUGAGCAUAUACGAAAGAUAAUAAGAGAUCAUGGAGACAUGAGUAGCCGUAAAUAUAGACAUGAUAAGCGAGUUUAUUUAGGAGCUCUCAAGUACAUGCCCCAUGCAGUUAUGAAACUGCUUGAGAAUAUGCCGAUGCCUUGGGAACAGAUAAGAGAUGUCAAAGUAUUAUAUCAUAUUACUGGCGCAAUUACAUUUGUAAAUGAAAUACCAUGGGUUAUUGAACCAGUAUACAUAGCACAAUGGGGAACUAUGUGGGUUAUGAUGAGGCGAGAAAAACGUGAUCGUCGACACUUCAAACGAAUGAGGUUUCCACCAUUUGAUGAUGAGGAACCUCCAUUAGAUUAUGCUGACAAUGUUCUUGAUGUAGAGCCGCUAGAGGCCAUUCAAAUUGAGCUGGAUUCUGAAGAAGAUUCAUCCGUUGCUUCAUGGUUUUAUGAACACAAACCUCUUGUUGGGACAAAAUAUGUUAAUGGAUCAACUUACAGAAAGUGGAAUUUAAGUUUGCCAAUGAUGGCAACAUUGUAUAGGUUGGCCAAUCCACUUUUGACCGACUUAGUAGAUCACAAUUACUUUUAUCUGUUUGAUCCUAAAUCAUUCUUCACGGCUAAAGCUUUAAAUAUGGCAAUUCCUGGAGGACCCAAGUUUGAACCUUUGGUAAAAGAUUCAAAUGCAGCCGAUGAAGAUUGGAAUGAAUUUAAUGAUAUUAAUAAGAUCAUUAUCAGGCAACCAAUUCGUACCGAAUACAGAAUUGCUUUCCCAUAUUUAUACAACAAUAUGCCACAUUUCGUGCACUUAUCUUGGUAUCAUGCACCAAAUGUAGUUUACAUCAAAACUGAAGAUCCAGAUUUGCCUGCAUUUUAUUUUGAUCCUUUAAUAAAUCCUAUUUCUCAUCGAAAUUCAUUAAAGACCAUGGAACCAACAAUAGAAGAGGAUGAAGACUUUGUUCUUCCCGAGGAAGAUCAACCAUUCCUCCAAGAAACUCCACUUUACACUGAUAAUACAGCCAAUGGUAUAGCUUUAUUAUGGGCACCUAGACCAUUCAAUACCCGAUCUGGCAGAACAAGAAGAGCAAUUGAUAUUCCGCUUGUCAAAGCGUGGUAUCGCGAGCACUGCCCACCAGGACAACCCGUGAAAGUCAGGGUUAGCUAUCAGAAGUUAUUGAAGUAUUAUGUUUUGAAUGCCCUAAAGCACAGGCCUCCAAAGCCACAGAAGAAGCGAUAUUUGUUCCGUUCCUUCAAGUCAACUAAGUUUUUCCAAACGACGACGCUUGACUGGGUAGAAGCUGGCUUACAAGUAUGUCGACAAGGUUACAACAUGCUUAACUUGCUGAUCCACAGAAAAAAUUUGAACUAUCUUCAUCUGGAUUAUAAUUUCAACUUGAAACCAAGUAAAACAUUGACUACCAAAGAAAGAAAAAAAUCUCGUUUCGGAAAUGCUUUCCAUUUGUGUCGUGAAAUUCUUCGCCUGACAAAGUUGAUUAUUGACUCUCAUGUACAAUAUCGUUUGAACAACGUUGACGCAUUCCAACUUGCUGAUGGUCUGCAAUACAUCUUUGCUCACGUUGGACAAUUAACUGGAAUGUAUCGUUACAAGUAUAAGUUAAUGAGACAAAUCAGAAUGUGCAAGGAUUUGAAGCACUUGAUCUACUACCGAUUUAAUACCGGUCCAGUUGGUAAGGGUCCUGGCUGCGGAUUCUGGGCUCCAGGCUGGCGAGUUUGGCUCUUCUUCAUGCGUGGAAUCACGCCGUUACUUGAACGAUGGCUGGGUAAUUUACUGUCCAGGCAGUUCGAAGGUCGACACUCUAAGGGAGUGGCGAAAACAGUUACCAAGCAGAGAGUAGAAUCUCACUUCGAUCUUGAAUUGAGAGCAUCUGUCAUGCACGAUAUCGUCGAUAUGAUGCCUGAGGGUAUCAAACAAAACAAAGCAAGAACUAUUCUGCAGCAUCUCAGUGAAGCCUGGAGAUGUUGGAAAGCAAACAUUCCUUGGAAGGUUCCUGGGCUACCAAUUCCGAUUGAAAACAUGAUUCUUCGUUAUGUGAAAAUGAAAGCUGAUUGGUGGACUAACACCGCUCACUACAAUCGUGAACGUAUCCGACGUGGUGCGACAGUUGACAAGACUGUGUGUAAGAAGAAUUUGGGACGUUUGACUCGACUUUACCUGAAGGCUGAACAAGAACGUCAACAUAACUACUUGAAGGAUGGACCUUACAUCUCGCCAGAAGAAGCUGUUGCCAUUUACACGACAACUGUGCAUUGGCUUGAAUCAAGAAGAUUUGCUCCAAUUCCAUUCCCUCCAUUGUCUUACAAACACGAUACAAAGCUGCUGAUCUUAGCUUUGGAAAGGUUAAAGGAAGCUUAUAGCGUCAAAUCCAGACUUAAUCAAAGUCAACGAGAAGAACUGGGACUGAUAGAGCAAGCUUACGACAAUCCUCACGAAGCUUUAUCUAGAAUUAAGCGUCAUCUUCUGACGCAAAGAGCUUUCAAAGAAGUUGGUAUAGAGUUCAUGGACCUGUAUAGCCAUCUCAUCCCAGUAUACGAUGUAGAACCACUAGAGAAAAUUACUGAUGCAUACCUUGAUCAAUAUUUAUGGUAUGAAGCGGACAAACGUCGGCUGUUUCCACCAUGGGUAAAGCCAGCUGACACUGAACCACCACCGCUUCUCGUGUAUAAAUGGUGUCAGGGUAUCAAUAACCUUCAAGAUGUUUGGGAUGUCAGCGAAGGCGAAUGCAAUGUCUUACUUGAGUCGAAGUUUGAAAAGCUUUACGAGAAGAUCGAUUUGACGCUGCUCAAUCGUUUGCUGCGUUUGAUUGUCGACCAUAACAUUGCCGAUUACAUGACAGCCAAGAAUAACGUCGUCAUUAAUUACAAGGACAUGAACCACACCAACAGUUACGGUAUCAUCAGAGGUUUGCAAUUCGCCUCUUUCAUCGCUCAGUACUAUGGACUUGUAUUGGAUCUACUGGUACUUGGCCUACAGAGAGCCAGUGAAAUGGCUGGACCGCCGCAAAUGCCCAAUGAUUUCCUCACCUUCCAGGACGUUGCAUCAGAAACAGCUCAUCCCAUCCGUUUAUACUGCCGCUACGUCGAUAGAAUUCAUUUAUUCCUUCGGUUUACGGCGGACGAAGCUCGGGAUUUGAUUCAGCGUUACCUGACUGAACAUCCCGAUCCGAACAAUGAGAAUAUCGUCGGAUAUAACAACAAGAAAUGCUGGCCUCGAGAUGCUAGAAUGCGUCUCAUGAAGCACGACGUCAAUCUCGGCCGUGCUGUGUUCUGGGACAUCAAGAACCGUCUGCCCCGAUCAACCACAACCGUGCAAUGGGAAAACAGUUUUGUCAGCGUCUACAGCAAAGACAACCCUAAUCUACUCUUCAACAUGAGUGGAUUCGAAUGUCGCAUUCUACCCAAGUGCAGGAUGACUCACGAAGAAUUCACUCACAGGGAUGGCGUGUGGAAUUUGCAAAAUGAGGUGACCAAGGAGCGAACAGCUCAGUGUUUCCUGAGGGUCGAUGAUGAAAGCUUGCAGCGUUUCCAUAACCGUGUUAGGCAGAUUCUCAUGGCCUCCGGUUCGACGACGUUUACUAAGAUCGUUAACAAAUGGAACACAGCUUUGAUCGGUCUGAUGACGUACUUCCGCGAAGCCGUGGUCAACACACAAGAGCUUCUAGACCUGCUUGUCAAGUGUGAAAACAAAAUUCAGACACGUAUUAAGAUUGGUCUUAACUCGAAAAUGCCCUCGAGAUUCCCUCCGGUCGUGUUUUACACACCGAAGGAGUUGGGGGGACUGGGUAUGUUGUCAAUGGGACACGUGCUUAUUCCGCAAUCAGAUCUCAGAUGGUCCAAGCAGACCGAUGUUGGCAUCACUCAUUUCCGUUCUGGUAUGAGCCACGAUGAAGAUCAGCUGAUUCCCAACUUGUACAGAUACAUCCAACCAUGGGAAUCGGAGUUUAUUGAUUCUCAGAGAGUAUGGGCUGAGUAUGCACUUAAAAGGCAGGAGGCCAAUGCACAAAAUCGCAGGUUAACAUUGGAGGAUCUUGAAGACAGCUGGGAUCGUGGUAUUCCUAGGAUUAAUACACUGUUCCAGAAAGACAGGCACACGUUGGCUUAUGACAAGGGCUGGCGUAUAAGGACGGAGUUCAAACAAUAUCAGGUCUUGAAGCAAAAUCCGUUCUGGUGGACUCACCAACGUCACGAUGGUAAAUUGUGGAACUUGAAUAACUAUAGAACUGAUAUGAUUCAAGCACUUGGCGGAGUUGAAGGAAUUUUGGAACACACUCUGUUCAAGGGAACAUAUUUCCCAACAUGGGAGGGUCUUUUCUGGGAAAAGGCGUCUGGUUUCGAAGAAUCAAUGAAGUACAAAAAACUUACCAAUGCUCAGCGAUCUGGUUUGAAUCAAAUUCCCAAUCGUCGAUUCACUUUAUGGUGGUCACCGACAAUCAACAGAGCUAACGUGUACGUUGGUUUCCAAGUGCAAUUAGAUUUGACAGGAAUUUUCAUGCACGGUAAAAUUCCAACGCUAAAGAUCUCGCUUAUUCAAAUUUUCCGUGCUCACUUGUGGCAGAAGGUCCACGAGUCAAUCGUCAUGGAUCUUUGUCAAGUAUUCGAUCAAGAACUCGACGCUCUUGAAAUCGAAACAGUGCAAAAGGAAACCAUCCAUCCUAGGAAAUCUUACAAGAUGAAUUCUUCCUGUGCUGACAUCUUGCUCUUCUCCGCUUAUAAGUGGAACGUAUCCAGGCCGUCCUUGCUUGCCGACUCUAAGGACGUUAUGGAUAACACGACAACACAAAAGUAUUGGAUUGACGUGCAGCUCAGGUGGGGUGACUACGAUUCCCACGAUAUCGAACGAUAUGCUCGAGCUAAGUUCCUGGAUUACACUACAGACAACAUGUCCAUCUAUCCGUCUCCUACUGGUCUUUUGAUAGCCAUAGAUUUGGCUUACAAUCUCCACAGCGCUUACGGUAAUUGGUUCCCUGGCUGCAAACCACUCAUACAACAAGCCAUGGCCAAGAUCAUGAAGGCAAAUCCUGCGCUUUACGUACUUCGAGAACGUAUAAGAAAAGCGUUGCAGCUAUAUUCUUCGGAACCCACUGAGCCUUACCUAUCGUCGCAGAACUACGGAGAACUGUUCUGUAACCAAAUCAUCUGGUUCGUCGAUGAUACAAACGUAUACCGUGUCACAAUCCACAAGACCUUCGAGGGUAAUUUAACAACUAAACCCAUCAACGGAGCUAUCUUCAUCUUCAAUCCCAGAACAGGUCAACUAUUCUUGAAAAUUAUUCACACGUCUGUGUGGGCUGGCCAAAAACGUUUGGGACAGUUGGCGAAGUGGAAGACUGCUGAGGAAGUAGCGGCUUUGAUUCGUUCUUUGCCAGUCGAAGAACAGCCGAAACAAAUCAUCGUCACGAGAAAAGGUAUGUUGGAUCCGCUCGAAGUACAUCUGCUCGACUUCCCCAAUAUCGUCAUCAAGGGAUCCGAGUUGCAACUGCCUUUCCAGGCUUGCUUAAAGGUUGAAAAGUUCGGUGAUCUCAUCUUGAAGGCUACUGAACCUCAGAUGGUGUUGUUCAACUUAUAUGAUGAUUGGCUUAAGACGAUUUCGUCUUAUACAGCCUUCUCGCGUCUUAUUCUCAUCCUUCGAGCUCUACACGUCAAUACCGAGAGAACAAAGGUUGUACUCAAACCAGACAAAACAACAAUUACCGAGCCACAUCACAUCUGGCCUUCGUUAACAGAUGACGAAUGGGUAAAGGUUGAAGUACAAUUGAAGGAUCUCAUUCUCGCCGAUUAUGGAAAGAAGAACAACGUGAAUGUUGCUUCACUCACGCAAUCUGAAAUCCGUGAUAUUAUUCUUGGUAUGGAGAUCAGUGCUCCGUCCGCACAACGACAACAGAUCGCUGAAAUCGAAAAACAAACAAAGGAGCAGUCGCAACUUACCGCUACCACUACGAGAACCGUCAACAAGCACGGAGACGAAAUCAUUACCGCAACUACUUCAAACUACGAGACGCAGUCUUUCAGUUCAAAAACGGAAUGGCGUAUUCGAGCGAUUUCAGCCACAAAUUUGCAUUUGCGAACGAAUCACAUCUACGUUUCGUCCGACGAUAUCAAGGAGACUGGCUACACGUAUAUUUUGCCGAAAAACGUUCUUAAGAAAUUCGUCACGAUCUCAGAUUUACGUGCUCAGAUUGCGGGAUAUUUGUACGGAGUAAGCCCACCUGACAAUCCUCAAGUAAAGGAAAUUAGAUGUAUUGUAAUGCCUCCUCAAUGGGGUACACAUCAAACUGUACAUUUACCACAUAUGCUACCAAAUCAUCAAUACCUCAAAGAAAUGGAACCGCUUGGAUGGAUACAUACUCAACCCAAUGAAUUGCCACAAUUAUCACCUCAAGAUAUAUCAACGCAUGCAAGAAUAAUGGCGGAGAAUUCUUCAUGGGAUGGAGAGAAAACUAUUGUGAUAACUUGCAGUUUUACGCCUGGUUCCUGUUCUCUUACUGCAUAUAAACUUACGCCCAGUGGAUUCGAAUGGGGAAAACAAAACACAGACAAGGGUAAUAAUCCUAAAGGAUAUCUUCCUAGCCAUUACGAGAAAGUUCAGAUGCUGUUAUCUGAUAGAUUCCUUGGAUUCUUCAUGGUACCAAGCCAAGGAUCAUGGAAUUACAACUUCAUGGGUGUAAGGCACGAUCCCAGCAUGAAGUAUGAGCUCCAGUUAAUAAAUCCAAAAGAAUUCUAUCAUGAGGUACAUCGACCAGCUCAUUUCCUGAACUUUGCCAGUUUGGAAGACGGUGAUGGAGUUAGUGCCGAUCGAGAAGACAUGUAUGCUUAAUAUAUUAAGAAAUUUAACUAUAAGACACUUAUGUAAAUAGUUUUGCUUAGAAUGUAAACUGUAAAAUAACCGACUAUAUGGGCAUGAUAAUAUUGUAAUUACAUUUUUACAGAAAGUGAGUACAAUUUACAAUGUAAAUUAGAUAAUUAAUUUUCACGAAAUAUUACAUUAGUAAUUUCCUUACUGUUCAAGUUCAUAUUUAUUUAGGCAUUUAUCAUGUCCCAAAUAUUUAAUUAUAAAUUCGUUUUUUAAAUAAUAAAGAAGAAUUUUUAAAAA